Molecule: messenger RNA, 730 nt
Organism: Paramecium pentaurelia
Lineage: Eukaryota; Ciliophora; Oligohymenophorea; Peniculida; Parameciidae
Source: the annotation of a GenBank genome assembly
AUGUAACAUAUAUUCUUCUAAUAUAUCCAACAUUCUAGUCAUUUAACAGAAAAUUAAAACUCUCCAUUAUUUUUAUUUNUUAAGAGAUAUUGCAUUUAGUUUUGGAUGGACUUGGCUCAUUUAUGCUUUGGUAGGUGUAUUUGGAGCCAUUGCCAUAUAAGGAAAAUAAAUAAAUAAAUCAGGUGAUGGAUCUACUGUAUUAGAUUAUUUAGAUUAGAAUAUAUUUUCAUAUGGAAUUUAAGUUUUGUAAUUACUUUAGUUAACAACUGUAUUCCCAUUAUUAGCAUUUAUUACAAGAUCACAAUUUUUUGCAUUAAUAUAUAAAUUGGAAUAGCCUCCAUAAAAAUGGUUUGUGUUAUAUACAUCAAUAGUAGCUCUCACUACUCUACUAUUUUAAUGUCUUAAUAUUAGUGUAUCUUUAAUUCUCAGUUUAUCAGGAGCUGUUAUUGGAUUUUUCUAAAUUUAUUUAAUUCCAAUAUAAUUACAUAUGACAUGUCUCUAUGCUAAAAAGAAAGUCAAUGACAAUAGAAUUGGAUUGAUUAAUGAUACAAAAGAGUAUAUUGAAAAUCCAGAUGAAUCUAUAUUUGAUGAAUAGGAUUUCAAAUGUAUAGAUCAUUCAGCUCUUAAGAAAAGAUUUAAUAAGCAAACUAGAUUCAUAUUCUAUUAUAUUAUAAUGCUUAUUGGGGCAAUGAUGGGAUUUCUAAAUAUUAUUGCUCCAUUCUUCAAAUGA